This is a messenger RNA of Megalopta genalis, 1236 nucleotides long. RefSeq lists its product as uncharacterized. Lineage: Eukaryota; Metazoa; Arthropoda; Insecta; Hymenoptera; Halictidae. The record is from RefSeq and is a predicted model, not a curated record.
CGCCGAACAAUAAAAACGAGCCGCGGGACUCGAAUAAUCGUGUCUCCCUUCCCAAAUUGUCCAUUUUUGUUCACACAUUGAGUGACAAUUGCAGAGAGAAUUCAAUGUACUAUUUAAAACAUCUUAUGACUCAUUCUUCGAUCUCCGCUGAACCUGAUUCCUCUGCCAAAAGGACGCAAUCGCAGUGAAGAUUACUACGAUACACAUAAUGCAAAAAAAACGACAACAUGAAACGAUUCUUGUUGAUAGCAACAAUGUAUUAGCGACGGAAACGUGUAAUCGACGUGCGCAUUCGUGAACGCGUGUAAUUCGGUUGCCGACGAGAAUCUGGAGCGGGUUAUUAUUUUAUUUAUUUUUUAAACAUCGAGCAACAAGUAAUGAUUUCCCCCCACCUUACGAUUCCUUUGAAAAACUAAUUUCUCGAGAAGCGAGCAACGCAGAAAAUGCGUGUCCGUGAAGCUGUCCGUUAGGGACAGCAUCGAACGACAAUAAGUAGAGUGCAUAUUUUGAAUUAUUCAAAUGGAUCGUCGUCGAAAAAAAUAGUAAAAAUAGUCACGAUUCUCGAACACCGCGAACAUCAAAGUUAACGAGCGCCAGCGCGCACGAAGUGCCACGUAUCACAUGCGAGUACAUUGGAGAUCUUGAUAUGUGUAUCUUCAAGGUGAAAAUAAGUUAUAAAAGUGCGGUACGUUGACGGGUUUGGCAAUAGAAAUAAAACGGAAGGCGAACCGUGUGGUAGUUCAAAGUUCCAUCAACGAAACCGAACAUGUCUCGCUGUGUUAUUCCAUUGGUGCUGUUGCUGAUCGCAAUGUUUCAGGCGUACGCGGAAGGAUCCGAGAACGUAACCGCCCCAGUGACGGCGGAAGGUAAUUGUUCUACGAACGAGGUAUACUCGAAUUGCGGAAAUCUGUGCGAAGAAUUCUGCACGACGCCGAACAUAAUAGUUUCUCCAAUGUGUUCUAUUAUUGAGUCGUUCAGUUGGUUUUGUAUACCAGAACUGAUAGGAGGUUGCAGAUGUAAGCCAGGUUUUAUCAGAAACGAUGCGAAUAAUUGCAUUAGUUGUGAAAGUUCGUGAAGCAAUCAAAAUAUAUAUGUAUAUAUACACAUAGAUAUAAUCAUCGUACGUCUAGCGUCUCGGUGGUUCGGUGUUAGUAUGGUACUAUCUACGUUCUAAUAAUCAUUUGUCUACGCAGCUUCGAAGAAUUAAUAAAGCAACUUCGACUGCGCACUAUAUAA